CCUCCUGAGAAAAUAUAAAAUGUUCAUUUUAGUUUACUAUCCAUUACUAUUUAAUUACGGUUGCUAAUCUGCUAAUUUAAAGAUUAGGUAAAUCUAAAACCUCUCAUACACCAAGGGCAACAAUGGAUGAAUCUGAAUCAAGAGGUAAAGAGCCGGCCAACAAUGAAGAUGAAUGUGACAUCUCGUCAUUUAGCCAUAAAGAUCUCAUUGAGAUCACUAAGACUACACUUAAUGAGGUGUUGGAGCGAGAUUCUUUACUGAGCGACUUGCCAAGAGACGUGACACUGGAGGAGGUUAACGCUCAGAUUGCUCUGGAGCAUGGACAGUCAAUGACGGUCUACGUUGAUAGAGCAGACGGAGAGGAACUGCCUGUAGUGGUGAAACAUAAAGAUGCGACAGUGUUGGACCUUAAGAGAGCCAUCCGAAGGCAUUUAAUGUGGAGGAUGGACAGACUGCAAAAAAAGGUUAAGAUAAGUUGGAAAUACAUCUGGAAAACAUAUCACUUGGUGUACGACUCAGAAAGACUCGUCAAGGAUGAAAAACUGUUAUCUGAAAUUGGCAUAAGGAAUAAAUCAAGAGUGACCUUUGUGAAGCGAUUGAGGAAGAAAGGAGAAGUUGAAAGUUGAACUACUUUGUCAACUGUGCAAUUGAUUGAAGUCAUGUAGUUAAUUGCUGGAUGUAAAUAUAUUUCCUAUUUUUAUAUAA
Macrosteles quadrilineatus (aster leafhopper) is the source of this 705-nucleotide messenger RNA. Its product is annotated as U11/U12 small nuclear ribonucleoprotein 25 kDa protein-like. Gene Ontology annotation, cellular component: U12-type spliceosomal complex. NCBI's taxonomy places the organism in Eukaryota, Metazoa, Arthropoda, Insecta, Hemiptera, Cicadellidae. Gene Ontology annotation, biological process: mRNA splicing, via spliceosome. The transcript is spliced from 3 exons. The coding region runs from base 123 to 626 and encodes 167 amino acids. The record is from RefSeq and is a predicted model, not a curated record.